GUGUACCUACCACCUAAGUUCACAUUGUGGAAUGCAAUAAAUUUAUUGAGUAUUGAGUAUUGAAAAAAAGAACAGAGAUUUGCGUAAAGCGUCGUUAGAACACAUCCGCUUGGAAUGCAAUUUACAAAACAUGAAUGAAGUUACAAAAAAAAUCAAAAAUUUACGCUCAACGUAUAACCAGGAGUUAUUGAAAAUUGAAAAGAGCAAAAAAAGUGGAUCUGGAACUGAUGAGAUCUAUAAACCAUCUAUCAAAUGGUUCGAUUCUAUGGAUUAUAUUAUGAAAAUAAUUAAUCUUAAAGAAAAGGAAACAUCAAGUAAUUUGGAACCAUAUCAUCCAUCAACGUCAGGAAGCAACGUCGCAUCAGCGUCAGGAAGCGAGGAGGCCACGAAUAACGUGGACCUUGAUGCUAGUGACAAUAGCAACAAAGCUGCUCAUAUAAAAGUGGUAAAGCCACCAAAAACUGUAAAGUUAAAGACGAAAUUAUCAUCAGAACGGUCUGACAUUCAAGCAGCCGUAAAUGAACUCAAAGAACUAAAUAGUAGUUUAGUAAACGUGUCUGCCCCGAUUACAAGAGAAUUAGAAGAUGAAUGUGAUGUUAUUGGAAGACAUGUAGCACUGCAGCUGAAACAGUUAUCUUCGAUUGAUAGAAUUGAUGCGACAGAUGAAAUACAGGCGAUACUCUCUAGAUACCGUAAGAGAGCCCUCUGUGGUAGAAUUGUGUACACACCUUCUAAUUACAGUUCCGAAUGUACGCCAUCACCACAGCCUACAGUAAAUUAUGAAAUGUCUGCACUCUCUAUGCAAGUGGAACAAUCUUCACAAUCUAUACUCCAUAAUGAAUGUACGCUAUCACCACAGCCUGUAUCCUACCAGGUUGUAGAGGUCGCUACUGAAGCUAAUCAACCUGUUGAACCUACAACAUCUGCAUUCUCUGCGCCACUGCUGGAUCAAUUUGAAUCUAUACCCCAAUCUAAUGAUGUACUUGCUGCAGCAAUAUCAAUCUGUAAUAUUAAAAAAUAACGAAGUAAGCUAUGUAGUACUGUAGUUAUUAAGUAUUAAUAUGUAAAGUUCACGUUUAAUAUGUACAAAAACUUUACAAAACCAUUGUGAAUUUGAUUAUGAAUAAAAAAAAUACUUACUUUGAUAUAAUCUUUUAGACUUUCAUUGAUAGCAGCACACACUUCUGGUAUUAUUUUAAUGAUGGAUGCUUUUGAAACUCUGAAAAAUACCGACAAUAGUCUAUACGAUAUCCCAGAAGAAAGGUAUACUAGGGUUAUUUCCAACUUCACCCUCGCAGGUAUCGCAUCCCUCAUUAGUGUAUCAUCACGUUGAAUUUUUGGAGCAAUCAAAUUUAAAAGUAUUUCCACUUGUUCCGUUGUCAAUCUCAUAACCGCUUUAUAUUCUCGGGGAUCUUCAUCAUAUAGCUCUUUAAAUAUUGAAUUCGUUGCCCCUUUUCUUUGCAGCCAAGUCCUGACCCAAACACUUCUCUUCUUCUUCUUUUUUUGUAUAGCUCUUUCAAUUUCAACACAAAGUAUUUUCGUAACUGCUUUUAUAGUGGUAUGCACUGUGAUUAAACGUGUAUUUUGCGACAACAUUGCACGAGACAUGAUACAGACGAACUAUGCGAGUACACUGGUGCAGUAGCUGUCUUCCUGCGACGCCAGCAGUUCGCAUAGUGUGACCGAGCGAGGCGAGUCGAGCUACUGUCAUACGAGUACACAUGCACAGUAGCUGUCUACUGUCAUAUCAGCUGCUCGCACUGUGUAACCU
Molecule: messenger RNA, 1771 nt
Organism: Trichoplusia ni (cabbage looper)
Lineage: Eukaryota; Metazoa; Arthropoda; Insecta; Lepidoptera; Noctuidae
Exons: 2
Coding region: 131-1021 (296 amino acids)
Source: RefSeq, a predicted model, not a curated record